CGCUCAUUUUGAUUUCCAUAGCAACUUUCGUUCAGCUUUUGAGGAUGCUCAGUGACUUUUUAAAAAUCGAAUGGAUGACUUGACCAAUGAAGAGCUUCAAAAGUGGUUGAAGUUUUCAAACCAACCUGACCCUAAAUUUAUCAAACCUUACUCUUUAUAUCGUGGUCUUUUCUACAGUGAAAACAUAUGUGAUUUUGUUAUGAAUUUGUGCAGGCUGUUAAACGCCCCUGAUGAAGUCGCUUUCAAAACGAUUGAGAUGUUUGACAGAUUUUUACUCCUUUACUUUAAAGACUUGUCGUUCGAAGGACUGAUAACUAAUUUUGACCAGUCUUCCUUACCAAAGAAGAAAAAAAUUGUACUUUAUCUAAUCACUGUCCUACAAGUGGUUACAAAGUUAAUUUAUAGACAUAAAAUCCUUAAAACGUCAGACGCAGAAAAGGUCAUGCUUAAAUUGGGCCAUCCGUUUUUCAAAAAUGAAAUCAUAGAAGCUGAGUUGUGUGUACUAAACACUUUGCAAGACUCUCUUAUGUACAGAACUCUAGAGGAAUGCAUAGAGUUUCUUGCAGUUGUUUUUACUAGCAAGGAUAGGGAAUUACGUUUCUCACUGAAAAACGAGGUGAUGUUCUACGUCUACUGCAAAUACAAUUAUCUGAACGCAGAACUGAAAAAAUAUAAUCUUCUUUUUAAGUCAUCUACCCAUACACUUAUUCUUCUUGGUUCAGCGGUAUUGUUUUCGUGUCUAAUAUUGAAUAACCAUGGGAAUAAAAUCAAUGUUCUGCGUUUGGCUGUCAAAUCGCUGGGAAUCGUGAGCACACAAGACGUCCUGAAAGCAACGUUUAUCCUACUAAAAUCGAUAUAAAGUGUAUCACUGAUCAUCUUCCAUUUUUACUUGGAAAACCUGGAUUUAUCAUCCAUUGUGUUUGCAAAUAUGACUGGUUUUGGUUUAGAAAUUCCUGUCAGUGUCAUCCAUUUCUAUUUAAAACCAAUUUUGUCAGUUGUAUUUGUAUACUUGAUAGUUCGUGACUGAUAAUUAGUUUAGACUGACUGCUUAUAUACUAGAACCUGAGUUGAAAAUCGCGUGAAGAUCUAUGAAUUACGACCCCUAAAGAAGAUUGAAUAUGCAGUGAACUCUACUCAGUGCUGUUGACAAAUGUAGUCAUAGUUAUAUCAGUGAAGUACUGGUAAACAUAAAUGGUAUCAUGUACAUAAUUAUAAUCACUAACUCAAUAAUUUAUCUUUUUCUGUUUGUUUCUUUAUGCUGUUUUUCUAUUGUUUGUGCCUCUACGACAAAUACAAAAAACUCUGUGACUUUAUAAUACAUUAAUUGGUUCAAGUGGUAUGUA
Molecule: messenger RNA, 1343 nt
Organism: Schistosoma rodhaini
Lineage: Eukaryota; Metazoa; Platyhelminthes; Trematoda; Strigeidida; Schistosomatidae
Source: the annotation of a GenBank genome assembly